CUUUACUCGCAGACGGAGGGUUCGACCUCAGACAGUGGGCCAGUAAUCAACCUUCAGUGGUAGCUCAUCUUCCGACUGAGGCUAGGUCCUCUGCUACAGAGCAAUGGCUGAGCCAAAACAGGACAGACCCGCUAGAGCCGGCCUUGGGUCUUAAGUGGAACUGUGCUGCUGACACCCUUGGCUAUCAAUAUCGUCCCAUUCAACAUGCAGCGUUGACCAUGAGGACAGCAUAUCAGGUACUGGCCAGCCAAUAUGAUCCUUUGGGGUUCAUUGUGCCUUUCACUACACGUGCCAAGGUACUCAUUCAGCAGCUGUGGUCCAAACAGAGAGGCUGGGAUGACCCGGACCUGCCCACAGGCCUCCAACAAGCCUGGGAAACAUGGGAAAAAGAGCUACAGCACCUCAGCACGGUAUCCAUUCCCCGAUGUUACUCGCCAGUCUCUGUGGAAGAGGCGGACGCAGAGUACGAACUCCAUGUCUUCUGCGACGCGUCCGAGAGAGCAUAUGGAGCGGUGGCCUACCUCACAGUACAGGUAGCAGGCGACAUUCACACAUCCUUUGUGAUGGCUAGGUCACGAGUAGCCCCCAAGAGGCAACAGACCAUACCACGCUUGGAGCUCUGCGCUGCGCUAGCAGGAGCUCAAUUGGCCAAGCUGGUAGAGACCGAGAUCACGCUCACUAUCCGUCAGACAAUCCUCUGGACUGACUCCACCACGGUACUGGAAUGGCUCCAAUCAGACUCUUGUAGAUAUAAGGUGUUCGUCGGAACCCGCGUAUCUGAGAUUCAGGAACUUACUGAUCGACAAGCCUGGAGGUACGUGGACACCCGGAGCAACCCAGCCGACGAUAUAACCCGGGGUAAGACUCUCUUGGAGCUGAUGGAGCCAGGUCGUUGGAGUCAAGGGCCGCCGUUCCUAAAGCAGAGCACUGAACACUGGCCAAAGAAGCCUGAGCAGACUACAGCAGUGACUUCAACCGAACUAAAGGGCAUCACAUUCUGCGGCCUCACAACAGUGGAACCUAAUGACAAUCUUCCUGAUGCUGCUCAGUUCAGUAUGUGGACCGACCUGGUGGAAGCCACUCGCCAAGCAAGCCAGAAGGCUCAAGGGGCGGCCCAGGGUUUGAGAAAUCACCAAGCUGCAAACCCUCAGGAAGCGGAGACCCUUCUGCUGAGGAGGUCUCAAGCCCAUAGCUUCCCAGAGGAGGUCACCGCUCUCAAAGCACAGAAACCUGUGCCAAACCACAGUCGCCUGGUGAGCCUGGCCCCAGAAUGGGACCCUUUAACCUGUUUGGUUCGAGUAGGAGGGAGGCUGCGAAGGUUGCAGAACACAAGCCUGGGAGAGAUCCAUCCGAUUGUUCUCGAUCCAAAGCACCCAGCAACAAAACUCCUUAUCAAACACAUGGAUGAACGUCUGCUACAUCCAGGUACGGAGCGGGUGUAUGCAGAAUUACGAAGGCAGUAUUGGAUCUUGCGAGGACGACAAGCUGUUAGACAACAUCAACUCAAGUGUCCAUCCUGUCAACGCUGGCGAGCUCAACCUAAGGUCCCGCAGAUGGCGGACCUGCCACCACAGCGCCUGCGGCUUCUCUGCCCACCUUUCUAUUCAACAGGCGUCGACUGUUUUGGCCCUUACCUGGUCAAAAUAGGCAGGAGGACGGAGAAGCGCUGGGGCGCCAUCUUUAAGUGUCUCACAACCCGCGGCAUCCACAUAGAACUUCUCAACUCUCUGGAUGUAGACGCCUUCCUUCUUGCUCUUCGGCGGUUCAUCGCGAGGCGAGGCAGACCGAAAGAGUUACUCUCCGACUGCGGUACUAAUUUCCGUGGUGCUGAACGGGAACUUCGUGAGGCUUUCGCAGCCAUGGAACCACGGCUGAAGGAACACCUGACGGAGUACCAGAUCGACUUCAAGUUCAACCCACCUAGUGCCCCCCACUUUGGUGGAGUAUGGGAAAGAGAGGUCCGUUCCAUAAAGGCCGGCCUUCAAGUGGCAGUUGGGAGCCAGUCAGUCUCUGAAGAUGUCCUCCACACAACCUUAGUAGAGGUCGAAGGGAUCCUCAACUCAAAACCGCUAGGGUACGUGUCAACUGAUGUCGCUGACCCGGACCCCAUCACUCCUAACAUCCUGCUCAUGGGGCGGCGGGAUGCCUCACUGCCUCAGGUUGCCUAUGCUCCAGCAUGCAUAGGAAGACGGAGAUGGCGACAUUGUCAAGCACUUGUGGACCAGUUUUGGAUCCAGUUCACACGGAACUAUUUGCCCACUCUUCAAACACGGCAGAAAUGGCAGAAGGCCGUUAACAACAUUGCUGUUGACGCGGUCGUUCUGAUCGUUGACCCAUCGCUUCCCAGAGCUCAGUGGCCGAUCGGGAAGGUUUGUAAGACAGUCUCCAGUCACGACGGAUGUAUCAGGACUGCAGAGGUCUUGGUGAACGGUAAGGUCUACACCAGACCGGUAGCUCGUCUAAUCCAGCUCCCUGAGUUCAAGGAUGAUGCUAAUGCUGCAUGAAGAAUUCCCGUUAUUACACAUUUGCUGUUCAAAUGUGGGGGCGGCUGUUGUGAAUUCUUCACGGGAGAAUGUCGAUGCUUUUAUUUUGAAGUUUUAUUUUGACAGCGCAUGUUGUUUCCGCUUCCGGUACCGCGAAUACACGCUACGCGACACGGACAGUAGAUCCGUUAGAUCGAGUCAUUGAUGAUAAACUCCAUCCAUCUUUACGGUCAUCUUACUGUCCACUAUGUAACUCCUUCUGUCAACUAAUCUGUAAGCCUACAACGGGUAAAUACAGAAGGGUAUAAAACAA
This is a messenger RNA of Pungitius pungitius (ninespine stickleback), 2796 nucleotides long. RefSeq lists its product as uncharacterized. The record is from RefSeq and is a predicted model, not a curated record. Gene Ontology annotation, biological process: DNA integration. Gene Ontology annotation, molecular function: nucleic acid binding. NCBI's taxonomy places the organism in Eukaryota, Metazoa, Chordata, Actinopteri, Perciformes, Gasterosteidae. The transcript is spliced from 2 exons. Bases 219 to 2504 code for a protein of 761 amino acids.